Molecule: messenger RNA, 528 nt
Organism: Trachemys scripta elegans
Lineage: Eukaryota; Metazoa; Chordata; Testudines; Emydidae
Product: phospholipase A and acyltransferase 3-like
Exons: 4
Coding region: 112-528 (138 amino acids)
Biological process (GO): N-acylphosphatidylethanolamine metabolic process
Cellular component (GO): cytoplasm
Molecular function (GO): A2-type glycerophospholipase activity; glycerophospholipid phospholipase A1 activity
Source: RefSeq, a predicted model, not a curated record
GUAGGUGACACGUUUGAAUUAGUCAAGGGGAAACUGAAACUGAAAUCUUAAUUUCUUUAAAACACAAACGCUGAGAAAAUCAGCUUCAACAUCAGAAUUACUUAACAAAAAAUGCCACUUAAAGGGCGGGCACCCGAGGCCGGAGACCUGAUUGAGAUUGACCGAGGGUUUUACAAGCACUGGAGUGUCUAUGUGGGAAAUGAUUACAUUGUCCAUAUAACAGGUCUGACUGGAAUGCCUGACUGGGGCUUUGUUAGCUCUAGCAACAGCAAGGCGAUAGUGAAGAAACAGCCCCUCAAAUGUGUUGUAGGGGACUGCAACUAUAGGGUCAACAACAAGUAUGACGGGAUCCGGCAGGUGUAUCCGGUGACUGAAAUCAUAGACCGGGCAGACAAGGAGGUUGGGAAGACACGGACAUAUCAUGUCUUCGCUAAGAACUGUGAACACUUUGCUAAUGAGAUUCGCUACAACGAAGCAAGAAGUGACCAAUCGGACCUCAUAAUCAACCGGCCCGACGAGCGACCUUGA